Messenger RNA from Dalotia coriaria, 812 nucleotides. It is a transcript of the gene Rpb5, whose product is annotated as DNA-directed RNA polymerases I, II, and III subunit Rpb5. The coding region runs from base 148 to 780 and encodes 210 amino acids. The transcript has 5 exons. Gene Ontology annotation, biological process: DNA-templated transcription. Gene Ontology annotation, molecular function: DNA binding. Gene Ontology annotation, cellular component: RNA polymerase I complex; RNA polymerase III complex; RNA polymerase II, core complex. Lineage: Eukaryota; Metazoa; Arthropoda; Insecta; Coleoptera; Staphylinidae. The record is from RefSeq and is a predicted model, not a curated record.
UUUUAACCAAACUAUUUAUUUCUCGAACACGGCGAACACGCAUCCACAAAGUUGUUUUCAAAUUUUAAAAGUGAAUAUAAGAAAGGAAAUAUCCCACUUAUUCUUGUAUUCCCAAUAAAGUGAGUUCUACUCGAAUAUAUUUACAUCAUGGAUGAUGAAGCGGAAACCUACAAGCUAUGGAGAAUUCGUAAAACAGUAAUGCAAUUGUGUCAUGAUCGUGGCUACCUCGUAACACAAGAAGAAUUGGAUCAAACACUGGAGCAAUUUAAGGAGAUAUUUGGUGAUAAACCAAGUGAAAAACGUCCAUCAAGAAAUGAUCUCAUUGUAUUGGUAGCUCAUAAUGAUGAUCCAACUGAUCAAAUGUUUGUGUUUUUUCCUGAUGACCCAAAGAUUGGCAUUAAAACCAUUAAAACUUAUUGCCAAAGAAUGCAAGUUGAGAACAUUCACAGGGCCAUUAUUGUUGUACAGACUGGUAUGACUCCAUCAGCCAAACAGAGUUUGGUAGACAUGGCUCCAAAGUAUAUCUUGGAGCAGUUUCUUGAGAGUGAGCUGUUGAUAAAUAUCACUGAGCAUGAACUAGUGCCUGAACAUGUUGUGAUGACACCAGAAGAAAAACAAGAAUUGCUUGCAAGAUAUAAAUUGAGAGAAAACAUGUUGAUGAGAAUCCAAGCAGGUGAUCCAGUGGCUAGAUAUUAUGGUUUGAAGAGAGGACAGGUGGUGAAAAUUAUUCGUUCGUCAGAGACUGCAGGUCGUUACAUUUCAUAUAGAUUAGUAUGCUAAGUUUCUAUUUUAAUUAUAUCUACUACAAAUUA